CUAUUCAAGUGUUGUUCUGUGGAAGAUUUAGAAGAGGGAGCGGCGUGAUGCGGCAGGGCCAGGCUAGGGCUCUGAGGCUAGCUCAAGUCUUCCUGGUUUGAGAAUGGACUGAGACCCCUUGCUGUGUCAACCCCUUAUCAAGAGAGAGAGUGACUCAGUGAUAUCCAGCGUUUUGUGUUGAUCACGGCGACUCGAGACGCGGCCCUCGCUCGCGCAAAGCCACGCAGGAGUUUUGGGAAGACGCCCGGCUGACGUACGGGGUCCUCAUCGACCUGGUUGCCUUUGUCGACGACAAGACCGGGGCGUUCGUUUUCAUCAGCUUUUCCCAGAACGCCAUUUACCUCUGCAACCUGUUACAUUUGAUGUUGGGGUUUCGUCAGGUACGAGGAGCUGAUGGACAACUCAUAACUUUGGUCUCGGUGGCGGCAAGGAUGAUCAUCGUGUCCUUUUGGACCACAAACGUCCACCAAGAAUGGGUCGAAUUAAAAAUUGUGCUGUUCAGCGUUCCGGCGGAAUGCUAUUCUGACUCGGUGUUUCGGUUUUGCACGCAGGUGUGCACCGACGAAGUCGCCCUGACCGGCUUCGGUAUUUUCAAGCUCACUCGCCCGUUCAUCAUUUCGGUUGUCAGCUUUGUUGUGACACUCGAAACGCUGUUCAUGCAGGGAGACAGACAUGAGGAACUCACCAGGGCUAGUCAUGUCCAGACCUAAAAAGGGAAUUUGUUCCAUGGC
Molecule: messenger RNA, 731 nt
Organism: Thrips palmi
Lineage: Eukaryota; Metazoa; Arthropoda; Insecta; Thysanoptera; Thripidae
Product: gustatory receptor for sugar taste 64e-like
Exons: 5
Coding region: 363-710 (115 amino acids)
Biological process (GO): sensory perception of chemical stimulus; detection of chemical stimulus involved in sensory perception of taste
Cellular component (GO): membrane
Molecular function (GO): taste receptor activity
Source: RefSeq, a predicted model, not a curated record